Saccostrea echinata is the source of this 1071-nucleotide messenger RNA. RefSeq lists its product as uncharacterized. The record is from RefSeq and is a predicted model, not a curated record. NCBI's taxonomy places the organism in Eukaryota, Metazoa, Mollusca, Bivalvia, Ostreida, Ostreidae. The transcript is spliced from 6 exons. Bases 1 to 1071 code for a protein of 356 amino acids.
AUGACGGCAUUUGAAGCAGACGAGUAUUGCGCUUUAAGUGACGGACGUUUGGCGCCCUAUAUUGACAGCUACCAGUAUAGCUUCCUUGUUGAGCUUCGCCCACCCACAGCUGGUGACACAUUUAUAGGAACGACGGACAUUAUUGUAGAGGAUACUUGGGUAAACUUUGAUGGCAGUAGUAUUCCCGGAAAUGAAUUUUUAUACACGAUGACAAAUUAUCCGAUACAUCAACCUAACGGUGGAAGCGCUCAGAACUGUGCUGUAAUGAAUUCAAAACUAUAUGGGGGAGUUUACUUCGACAAUCGAACACAAGACAAAUCGUGUUCCUUCACAUCAACGGAUAUGCUGUGUUACUUCGAAGAUUGGACCAAUCUCUGUUUAUCCUGGAAUUCUACAGCCGACGAGAAAUACAGACAACACUGUUACUGGCCGACGACCAAAAUGCCCAACCAGACCACGUGGACCGUAAAGGACGCCAUGGACAAGUGUCGGUUUGAGGGUGGGCAGCUAGCCCCCAUCAUAGAUGAUGAUCAGUACUCCUUCAUUAUGAGCCGUCUCAGCUCUGUUGCCCACACAACAGGUAUAAGCACGGAGUUGUGGUUUGGAAUCCUUAACAUCAAAGGUACCCCUAUGAACUGGAAUGGUGAUCCUAUGGAGGCUACUACAACCAUUGCAUCUCCCUCGGGAGAGUGGUGUUUUCUGAUAUCGACAUUCGGAAGUCAGUUCUGGAGACAGUGCAGCUUCACAGAUCCAUCUAUUGCCUAUGGUGCUCUCUGCUACAAAGAGGGAUUUGUUACUGAUGCUGUAAGUCCUAAAACAUCACGUAAUGCCAUAACACUGUCUGCAGAGGAAAUAAAAAAAGAACUCCAUGUUAACCCAAGGAACACCAAAGCGUAUAAGCUGUCAAAGAUAAGUGUAUAUGAGGAUCGUCCUGUAGCUGUGAGUCUUGGGGUCGUUGGUAUUGCUGUACUUAUAUCGGUGUUUGCUUUCGUCAUCCUGUUAGACUGUCAACAAAUGGAGAGACUCUGUUCCAAACAACAAAGGCCAACAAAAAUUGAAACUAAAAACUAA